AUGAGUUCCGAAACAAAAAUUACCAGGUUUUUGAGAUUUUUAGAAAUUCCUGUCAAAGACAGGGCAUCCGUCAGUUUUUUGAAGAACCCCGAUUUGCAGCCUAUCAAGGCCGUCAACCAGACAUGGGGAUUCUGGUCUAAUUUUGCAUACUGGGGUGUUAUGUCCUUUUCCGUGGGUACUUGGAUUAGUGCCUCAUCCGCGUUGGAUGUCGGGCUAAGUUAUCCGGAGACCAUCGGUACGUUUAUCGUCGGUGAUGUGUUGACCAUUGUUUUCACCUUGGCCAACUCGUGUCCAGGUUACGACUGGAAGGUCGGUUUCACCUUGGCCCAGAGAUUUGUGUUUGGUAUUUACGGUUCUGCCUUCGGUAUCAUCAUCAGAAUUCUGAUGAGUAUCGUCAAUUACGGUUCCAACGCUUGGUUGGGUGGUCUUUGUAUCAACAUGAUCCUGGACUCCUGGUCUCACCACUACCUGCACUUGCCCAACACUCUGACUUCGAAAGUGGCCAUGACCACCAAGGAAUUGAUCGGGUUCAUUAUUUUCCACAUCCUCACUGCAUUCUGCUACUUGAUGAAACCUUACCACAUGAACUACAUUUUAAUCUGGUCCUGUGUCGCUACUUUCUUCUCCAUGUUGGGUAUUGUGAUCUACUUGACCAAGCACGCCGGCGGUGUGGGUGACCUGUUCACCUCCACUGAAUCCACCGCGACUGGCUCCACCAAGGCCUGGGCUUGGGUUUAUAUGAUCUCGUACUGGUUCGGUUCCGUCUCUCCCGGUUCCACCAACCAGAGUGAUUACUCCAGGUUCGGCUCCUCCAAUUGGGCCAUCUGGGCCGGUACUAUCUGUGCCCUGUUGAUUCCAACAACUUUGAUUCCAGUUUUCGGUGUCAUCGGUGCUUCCACUUGUACCAAACUGUACGGUGAGCCAUUUUGGAUGCCCAUGGAUAUCUUCGACUACUGGUUGAAAUCUAACUAUUCUGCAGGCGCUCGUGCGGGUGCGUUCUUCUGCGGUGUUUCCUUUGUCAUGUCCCAGAUGUCGUACACCAUCUCCAACUGUGGGUUCGCCAGUGGCAUGGAUUUGGCCGGUCUGCUGCCCAGGUACGUCGAUAUCAAGAGAGGUGCUCUUUUCGCUGCAGUUGUCUCCUGGGCCUGUUUGCCAUGGAACUUCUACAACUCCUCCUCUACUUUCUUGACUGUCAUGAGUUCUUUCGGUGUCGUGAUGACCCCUAUCAUCUCUGUUAUGAUCUGUGAUAACUUCUUGAUCAGAAAGAGACAGUACUCCAUUACCAAUGCCUUUAUUCUAAAGGGUGAAUACUACUUUACCAAGGGUGUCAACUGGAGAGCUAUCAUUGCCUGGGUCUGUGGUAUGGCCCCCGGUUUACCUGGUAUUGCUUGGGAAGUCAACAACGACUAUUUCCACAACACCGGUAUUGUCAACUUCUUCUACGGUGACUCCUUCUUCUCGUUUUUGAUUUCCUUCUUCGUCUACUGGGGUCUAUGCAUUUUCUUCCCAUUCAAGAUCACUGUAGGACACGAUGACAAGGACUACUAUGGCGCCUUUACCGACGAAGAGGCAAGAAAGAAGGGCAUGGUUCCAUUCAGUGAAAUCUCUGAAGAAGAGGUCCAUGCCUACACGUUGGGCGAGGGUUACACCACCGGUCACGAAUAUAAGCCUGAUGGAUUUGACGAUGAAGUACCGGACCUGGUCAAAACUAGUUCCGAAAACACCAACGAGUUCGAAAUAGUUCAGCAUGCUGAAAAGCAAUCCUCCACUACCACCACUGAAAAAGCUAACUAA
Saccharomyces kudriavzevii IFO 1802 is the source of this 1794-nucleotide messenger RNA. It is a transcript of the gene THI7, whose product is annotated as thiamine transporter THI7. The record is from RefSeq and is a predicted model, not a curated record. NCBI's taxonomy places the organism in Eukaryota, Fungi, Ascomycota, Saccharomycetes, Saccharomycetales, Saccharomycetaceae. Gene Ontology annotation, molecular function: nucleobase transmembrane transporter activity. Gene Ontology annotation, cellular component: plasma membrane. Gene Ontology annotation, biological process: transmembrane transport; nucleobase transport. Bases 1 to 1794 code for a protein of 597 amino acids. The transcript has a single exon.